ACGAGCGUCUCUAUGGUCGAGUGGGCGGAGCCAGGAGCAAGAUGGCCGCGCCCGCAGCUGCCACGGAGCCGCAAGCUUCUGGGGGUCCCCGGCCCCCAGCGUGUCUGUUGGUGUUGGGAAUGGCGGGGUCUGGGAAAACCACCUUUGUACAGAGGCUCACAGGAUAUCUGCAUAGUCAAGGCUCUCCACCUUAUGUGAUCAACCUGGACCCAGCUGUACAUGAAGUUCCCUUUCCUGCCAAUAUUGAUAUUCGUGACACUGUGAAGUAUAAAGAAGUUAUGAAACAGUAUGGACUCGGACCAAAUGGUGGCAUAGUGACCUCGCUCAAUCUCUUUGCUACCAGAUUUGAUCAGGUGAUGAAAUUUAUUGAGAAGGCCCAGAAUAUGUCUAAGUAUGUCUUGAUUGACACACCUGGACAGAUUGAGGUAUUCACGUGGUCAGCUUCUGGGACAAUCAUCACUGAGGCCCUGGCAUCCUCGUUUCCAACAAUUGUCAUUUAUGUAAUGGACACAUCUCGAAGUACCAACCCAGUGACCUUCAUGUCCAAUAUGCUCUAUGCCUGCAGCAUCUUGUACAAAACCAAGCUGCCUUUUAUUGUGGUCAUGAAUAAAACUGACAUCAUUGAUCAUAGCUUUGCAGUGGAAUGGAUGCAGGAUUUUGAGGCUUUCCAAGAUGCCUUGAAUCAAGAGACUACAUAUGUCAGUAACCUGACUCGUUCAAUGAGCCUGGUGUUAGAUGAGUUUUACAGCUCACUCAGGGUGGUGGGUGUGUCUGCUGUUCUGGGUACAGGCUUAGAUGAACUCUUCGUGCAAGUUGCCAGUGCCACAGAAGAAUAUGAAAGAGAGUAUCGUCCUGAAUAUGAACGUCUGAAGAAAUCACUGGCCAGUGCACAGAGCCAGCAGCAGAAAGAACAACUGGAACGCCUUCGUAAAGAUAUGGGCUCUGUAGCCUUGGAUGCAGGGACUGCCACAGGCAGCUUAUCUCCUGUGCUGGACCCUUCUGACUUGAUCCUGACUCGGGGAACCGUGGAGGAAGAGGAUGAGGAAGCAGACAGUGAUACUGAUGAUAUUGACCACAGAGUUACAGAGGAAAGCCGUGAAGAGCCAGCAUUCCAGAAUUUUAUGCAAGAAUCAAUGGCACAGUACUGGAAGAGAAACAACAAAUAGUUGCUGAAGUCCAAAAUUCUGGAACUGUGUGAAGGGACUAUCCUUAUCUCCGAUUGGGGGCUACUAUGAAGGACAGUUUUAUCCAGAAUGGUAGUUUCUCUUACUGAAAUUUCCUGGCUCAGAUGAAACCAGGGAUAGAAUACAUUUGGACCUGGCAGGUAGAUGCUGGUUCCCCUUUGCCUUUCCUUUGGAUUUAUGCAAGAAAGCAUAUUUUGUUUUUGGAUGCUGAUAUCCCUUCAAGCCUAAAACUGCAAGUUUUAUCAUUUUAACUCACAUACUUUUGCUGCUGAUGGAUGGAACAGAGAGAGAACUUAAGUAGGCUGGAUCUAUAGCCUCUACUUCCCUAGCACCUUGCCUUUGAACCUGCAUCAUGAGUUCCCCUCCUUUUAGCAGAAAGGGAGAGGGGAAACAGGAGCUUGUCCAGAGUGGCAGUGGAGUCUCCUUGGCAACCAGUCAUGUUGGUAUGAAAUGUGCCUCACACUGGAUAGCUCAUUAUAGAACACUGGAUUCUUUGAAGAAAGUGGGCAAAACAUUGUUAAUGAACACAAAUUCUAAUUUAGAUGGUGACUUGGAUAAAGAGUUUUUAAUUUUGACUUUGCUAUAAGCCUGCUUGUCAUAAUCUCAAAUAAAAUUAUCGCAAAUAGUCACUUCAGUUCAGACGAGAGGUUUAAAGUCACAUGAUGUUUACUAAAGUUCCAGUACACACCACACCUAGUAACCAGGUACAAAGCCAGGCCCUGUUUGUAUUCUACUUUAACUUAAUGCAGUGUAUCCUUAGUGAUUUACUCAAAGGCCACCUAUUUGGGUCAGGCGCACAGUCCAUAGGUAACAGCCCUGGUAAAGGUUUGCUUUGCCUCCACAUUCUUCACAGUAUGUUAAAACAAUACAUUUCUCUUAAGGAACUUUAUCCCUGCCUAACCUGUAUUCCAGAUCAGUGGUUCUCAAAGUGUGGUCUCUGGACCAAAAGCAUCAGCAUCAUCUGGGAAGUUGUUACUAGAAAUGAGACAUUCAAGACCUAAAGCAGAAACUGUAGAGAGUGGGGCUUAGCAACAUGUUUCAGUAAGGCCUCCAGGGGAUUCUGAGGCAUGCUAAGUUCAGAACACUGUUUUAACUCAAACAGCCUAUGAUAUAAUUCUAGGCCAGGUGAAUCUCAGGUAUCAAUGCUCAUAUGACCUUCUUUAUCAGAGUACCCCAGUCUUGACCAUCUGGUGCCUAGUCUCCAAUUUAAACAUUCUAAAAAUAAAUAAAAGUAUUUUGUUUCACAUGAAGUAUUAAUUUCAAUAUUCUAUAACUAGUGGGAACCCCUGGUCUAAAAACUUGAACCUGUUCUUUAAGAGGACACCAUUUGCACAGCAAAACUCUGAACAUAUCUGUUUUUUUCCCUUAGUGCCUUUGAAUACUUUUUCCUUAAAGAGGAACUUGUCCGGCCUGUGCUAUAAGCUCCAUAAGGGCAGAGAUAGUCUUACUAAUUUGUGUAUCCCUUGUAGAGGACCCAGUACAUAAUAGGUACUCAAUAAAUGUUUGCUAAGUGAA
Molecule: messenger RNA, 2699 nt
Organism: Hippopotamus amphibius kiboko
Lineage: Eukaryota; Metazoa; Chordata; Mammalia; Artiodactyla; Hippopotamidae
Gene: GPN1
Product: GPN-loop GTPase 1
Exons: 14
Coding region: 42-1166 (374 amino acids)
Molecular function (GO): GTPase activity; ATP hydrolysis activity
Source: RefSeq, a predicted model, not a curated record